Molecule: messenger RNA, 1279 nt
Organism: Arabidopsis arenosa
Lineage: Eukaryota; Viridiplantae; Streptophyta; Magnoliopsida; Brassicales; Brassicaceae
Source: the annotation of a GenBank genome assembly
GUUUUCCCGGUGCAGCUAAGAACCAGAGAGAGAUAGAGAGAUGCGGAGGAUCAAUUCACUGUACGGAAGAAUUGGUCUGCUUAGAAGAGCACCUGAGAAAUCUACGAAGCAAUCUCAUACAUUGCUCGCCUCUCUCUCCUUCUCUACGGAAGGUAGUUAUGGCGGUGACGGUGAGCUUCAGCAGAACAGCUCCAAAGUCAAGAUCUUUGAUCGAGAUCUCAAGCGAAUACAUCGUGAUCGAGCGGCGUGGCUUUCUCGCCAAAAAAACGAUUCCUUUGUCGACGCUGUUGCAGAGAAUCUACUUGACCGCUUAGAGGAUUGUAAGAAGAGUUUUCCCACUGCAUUUUGUUUGGGAGGAUCUCUUGGUGCUGUUAAGCGAUUGCUACGUGGUCGCGGUGGGAUUGAGAAGCUUAUCAUGAUGGAUACAUCAUAUGACAUGAUUAAAUCAUGUAGAGAUGCUCAAGAGGAUUCACUCGAUAACUCCAUUGAAACAUCUUAUUUGGUUGGUGAUGAAGAGUUUCUGCCAAUCAAAGAGAGUUCGGUUGAUUUGAUCAUAAGUUCGUUAGGGCUUCAUUGGACAAAUGAUCUUCCUGGAUCCAUGAUACAGUGCAAACUAGCGCUGAAGCCUGAUGGCCUAUUUUUAGCAGCAAUUCUUGGUGGAGAAACCUUAAAGGAGUUGAGAAUAGCAUGCACCUUGGCUCACAUGGAGCGGGAAGGAGGCAUUAGUCCCCGGUUAUCGCCUUUGGCACAGGUCAGGGACGCAGGGAAUCUCUUAACCAGGGCGGGUUUUAGUCUUCCUGGUGUUGACGUUGAUGAAUAUGUAGUUAAAUACAAGAGUGCGAUGGAUCUUAUAGAGCAUCUUCGUGCAAUGGGUGAAACCAAUGCUCUUCUCGAGAGAAACAAGGCUGCCAUAUAUGACUCCAUGUUUGCCACAGAGGACGGCACUAUACCUGCUACUUUUCAGGUGAUUUACAUGACAGGAUGGAGAGAACAUUCGUCUCACCCGCAGGCCAAACGAAGAGGUUCAGCCACCGUAUCCUUCACGGAUCUCCAGAAGCAAUUUGGCGGUCAAUCCUGAUCGAAUGAUUAAAGAGGAGACACAUUCAAUAAACAGAGACUUAACAAAUGAGACUCGAGAGAAAUCAGUGACUUAGCUAUAAGGUACUGUGAGGAGCUCAUUCACUGGCGAAAGCAUGGCAAUUAUGACGCAUGCUUUCGCCCAUGUAUUUCGUUUGGAGUAAUAAUGUAAUAGCUGAUCAAAUACAUGUUUGUAUUUUAC